Messenger RNA from Phytophthora sojae, 4795 nucleotides. RefSeq lists its product as hypothetical. Lineage: Eukaryota; Oomycota; Peronosporomycetes; Peronosporales; Peronosporaceae. The transcript has a single exon. Gene Ontology annotation, molecular function: RNA binding; structural constituent of ribosome. The coding region runs from base 45 to 1208 and encodes 387 amino acids. Gene Ontology annotation, cellular component: ribosome; cytosolic large ribosomal subunit. Gene Ontology annotation, biological process: translation. The record is from RefSeq and is a predicted model, not a curated record.
CGCCGUAACCCCGCGUUCGCCUACACUUCCUCGCCUCUUUCGCCAUGGCUUCUGUCGCUGCUAACCGCCCCGUCGUGUCCGUCCUCUCCGUGGAGGGCGAGUCGGCCACCGUCUCGUCGCAGGUGGUGCUGCCGGCCGUGUUCACGGCCCCGAUCCGCCCGGACGUGGUGAACUUCGUGCACACGAACAUGGCCAAGAACCGCCGCCAGGCGUACGGCGUCUCGCGCGAGGCCGGCCACCAGCACUCUGCCGAGUCGUGGGGCACGGGCCGCGCCGUGUCGCGUAUCCCGCGUAUCCAGGGCGGCGGCAACCAGAGCUCCGGCCAGGCCGCGUUCGGCAACAUGUGCCGUGGCGGUCGCAUGUUCGCGCCCACGCGCAUCUGGCGCAAGUGGCACCGCAAGAUCAACGUGAACCAGCGCCGCUUCGCCGUGGCGUCGGCCCUAGCCGCCUCGGCCGUGCCGGCCCUGGUGAUGGCCCGCGGCCACCGCAUCGAGAAGGUGCCGGAGGUGCCCCUCGUGCUGGACGACGCCGUGGAGGCGACCCAGAAGACGGCCCAGGCCCUGAAGGUGCUGGCCAAGAUCGGCGCUGACGUCGAGAUCGAGAAGGUGAAGGCCUCGAAGAAGCUGACCACCGGCCGCGGCAAGUCGCGCAACCGCCGCUACACCACCCGCCGUGGCCCCCUGAUCGUGUACGCCAACGCGAACGGCGCCGAGAAGGCCUUCCGCAACAUCCCGGGCGUGGAGCUCGCGAACGUGGAGCGCCUGAACCUGCUGCAGCUGGCCCCCGGUGGCCACCUGGGCCGCUUCAUCAUCUGGACCAAGUCUGCGUUCCAGAAGCUGGACUCGCUGUACGGCACGUACUCGAAGAAGUCGGCCUCGAAGUCGGGCUACCAGCUCCCGCGCCACCAGAUGAACAACGCCAACCUGGGCCGUCUGAUUAACUCCGACGAGAUCCAGUCGGUUGUGCGCGCCGGCAAGUACGAGAAGCACCGCCGCUUCCAGAAGAAGAACCCGCUCAAGAACCUGGGCGCCAUGGUCAAGCUCAACCCGUACACGCUGGUGGCCCGCCGCGCCGAGCUGCGCGCCGAGGCUCUGCGUGCCGAGAAGAAGGCGGCUGUGGUCGGCAAGAACCGCAAGAACACGUGCAAGACGGACCCCAAGCGCAAGGCCCAGUCGCGCGCUCUGUUCGCCAAGAACUCGUCGGACUAAGCGUACUGCUGCUGACGUUUGUGGAAGCACUUGCGCUCGCGUGCAGGGUGCUGUCUUCGCUUGGAGGAAGCUGCUUAGUCGCUGUGCACUACGUGUAGUGUGCUAGGUUGGGGAGCCCGAGUGAAGGCCGCAAAAUCAAUGAAAGAACGCCAUGAAAGAGGCAAAUCGGAUUCAGUGCUGUCUUUAUGUUUUCAUUUUUUGUGGUAGUGUACGUACAGUGAGAGUCCUACUCGGAAGCAGCGUUGCCACGAAGUGUGAUUGCAUGCAAGUGUGUUCGCAUCCACAUCCACUAAAGCUAUGACGUGCACAGAGUUGCUUCGCUUUUACUGUGGUAUUUCUUGCUGAUGCAGUAGGGAGAGGUUCUCGUUGACAUGCAUUUUUUGUUACAGCUGCACGUACAAUACGAGUUCAGAGUUGCUCUGCUUUCGAUGGCAAAAUCGAUAGACGUUUGGUAUCAGCUUGCUUUUGUGUAUAACAUGGCAAAGUAGCAAACCACACGCACAAGUACGAGUGAGCACUUCCUAUAGAGCGGCCCUCGUGCCAUGAAGUGAUUGAAUGAACGUAAUUCGUAUGAAAACCUGCAUAGAAAAAAUAAGCAUUCUUCGACUAUUAGCAUCAAUGUCUCUUCCUCUACAGUUCGACAAUUCGCUGACAGAGCACGAUAGUUGCAAUGGCCACGCCGCCAGCAGGAUUCAGGCUUGCAUACGUGCUGGUUCAUGCUGGCGCGACGUCCACUGUGGUUACCAAGUCCAACGCAACCGUGGACGCACUCCGGGCAUUAAUCAAGGAAAGUCCAAUGGCUCCUGGUUGACGGUGACAGUGGAAGGUGUCGGGCGUGUCGACCGGUAGCGUCUGUCGAGUAGCUUUUGGUAACGGAAAAUGAGAUGAAUUGUACGGAGUUUGUACGUGACUUCGGAUUCCCGGACGUGAACAUUCCGCCACAAUCUUGGAAAUUCCACGUGCUGGUGUUGAUUCCUGGUCGUCCGUAAGCCGCAGUGGAUUCCAGAGGAGGAAUCAAUAAAACAACUAGGCUUCAGAUUCGGGAAUAGCUCGCUCCUGGAUAUGACUUGGGAAGUGGCCAUCAAACAGCUACACGAUCUUCAUCUCGUAAAGUACAAUGCUUUACUGGACCCUACUCGAUCAUUUGACUGGCAGAUACCACUGGUAGAUAACGAGUAUGACCUAAGCAGAACGGGGCUUGGAUUCCAGUAUAUCAACCGAUGCAGAGAAAUAAAUGAAGCGGGUGAAUUCGCCACCUCACGAGGAGCUGUGUUCAUGUCGUACAGUUCGUGUUGCGGUGUACACAAACAUUUUGUCGGCGAAAAGUCACUUUCGACUGUAAUGAACAAGGCUAUAAGCGAGGCCGUUCACCGGAAGAUUGUGCCUGCCGUCAAUUCCCGUCACAAAGUCAGCAAUGAGUUUCGGAAACCGUUUGGUAGACGUUGUGGGACCACUUCUUCUCGUCAUUGAUGGAGUUGAAUUUCCGAACCCUCCUGAGGACGUGCAUUCAGUGGAACUGUUUACGAAAUUCUGUAUACAAGUUUUGAAGCCGUGGCUGCACGUUCCGAAGUUGUAUGUCGUGUUUCAUGCAACGUUAACGUUUAUUUACACGCUCUGCCAAAGCAGUCCGUGCGAUGCCUGCAUCGCGACGCGAAGAAUUUCUUCCCAAUGCGAGCGUCCUGGCGUAGGGCUUUUGCGGGGAGAGAGGUAGAUGUAUGCCUUACACGUGCCGUGUUCUUCUUCAAACCCAAAAAUUGCACCCGACGGGUUGGGUUCAUCAUUGUGUAUGCGUAAGGAGGGGCGGGCAGCACAAACACAGCGUUCUUGUUCUAAGCAAGUGGAACCAUGUUGUGGUACGAACUUUCCUGUUAUACUACUGUAGAACGUGUACUAAACCAGGCUAACACCUACCGUUGUCCUUGAAUUUACCUUCGAGUGCAGAGCAGUUCGGAACACGUAGUUAUCGAUAAGGAAAGAAGCACCAGUGAGCAAUAACAAAAAAAUGAAUGUCAACGAGAACCUCUCCCUACUGCAUCAGCAAGAAAUACCACAGUAAAAGCGAAGCAACUCUGUGCACGUCAUAGCUUUAGUGGAUGUGGAUGCGAACACACUUGCAUGCAAUCACACUUCGUGGCAACGCUGCUUCCGAGUAGGACUCUCACUGUACGUACACUACCACAAAAAAUGAAAACAUAAAGACAGCACUGAAUCCGAUUUGCCUCUUUCAUGGCGUUCUUUCAUUGAUUUUGCGGCCUUCACUCGGGCUCCCCAACCUAGCACACUACACGUAGUGCACAGCGACUAAGCAGCUUCCUCCAAGCGAAGACAGCACCCUGCACGAGAGCGCAAGUGCUUCCACAAACGUCAGCAGCAGUACGCUUAGUCCGACGAGUUCUUGGCGAACAGAGCGCGCGACUGGGCCUUGCGCUUGGGGUCCGUCUUGCACGUGUUCUUGCGGUUCUUGCCGACCACAGCCGCCUUCUUCUCGGCACGCAGAGCCUCGGCGCGCAGCUCGGCGCGGCGGGCCACCAGCGUGUACGGGUUGAGCUUGACCAUGGCGCCCAGGUUCUUGAGCGGGUUCUUCUUCUGGAAGCGGCGGUGCUUCUCGUACUUGCCGGCGCGCACAACCGACUGGAUCUCGUCGGAGUUAAUCAGACGGCCCAGGUUGGCGUUGUUCAUCUGGUGGCGCGGGAGCUGGUAGCCCGACUUCGAGGCCGACUUCUUCGAGUACGUGCCGUACAGCGAGUCCAGCUUCUGGAACGCAGACUUGGUCCAGAUGAUGAAGCGGCCCAGGUGGCCACCGGGGGCCAGCUGCAGCAGGUUCAGGCGCUCCACGUUCGCGAGCUCCACGCCCGGGAUGUUGCGGAAGGCCUUCUCGGCGCCGUUCGCGUUGGCGUACACGAUCAGGGGGCCACGGCGGGUGGUGUAGCGGCGGUUGCGCGACUUGCCGCGGCCGGUGGUCAGCUUCUUCGAGGCCUUCACCUUCUCGAUCUCGACGUCAGCGCCGAUCUUGGCCAGCACCUUCAGGGCCUGGGCCGUCUUCUGGGUCGCCUCCACGGCGUCGUCCAGCACGAGGGGCACCUCCGGCACCUUCUCGAUGCGGUGGCCGCGGGCCAUCACCAGGGCCGGCACGGCCGAGGCGGCUAGGGCCGACGCCACGGCGAAGCGGCGCUGGUUCACGUUGAUCUUGCGGUGCCACUUGCGCCAGAUGCGCGUGGGCGCGAACAUGCGACCGCCACGGCACAUGUUGCCGAACGCGGCCUGGCCGGAGCUCUGGUUGCCGCCGCCCUGGAUACGCGGGAUACGCGACACGGCGCGGCCCGUGCCCCACGACUCGGCAGAGUGCUGGUGGCCGGCCUCGCGCGAGACGCCGUACGCCUGGCGGCGGUUCUUGGCCAUGUUCGUGUGCACGAAGUUCACCACGUCCGGGCGGAUCGGGGCCGUGAACACGGCCGGCAGCACCACCUGCGACGAGACGGUGGCCGACUCGCCCUCCACGGAGAGGACGGACACGACGGGGCGGUUAGCAGCGACAGAAGCCAUGGCGAAAGAGGCGAGGAAGUGUAGGCGAACGCGGGGUUACGGCG